Molecule: messenger RNA, 1971 nt
Organism: Suillus subaureus
Lineage: Eukaryota; Fungi; Basidiomycota; Agaricomycetes; Boletales; Suillaceae
Product: kinase-like domain-containing protein
Exons: 5
Biological process (GO): protein phosphorylation
Molecular function (GO): ATP binding; protein serine/threonine kinase activity
Source: RefSeq, a predicted model, not a curated record
GCAUCUACUUCAACAGCUACCCCGCACUCGACGGGCACCUCCAAGGGUCAGAUCCACGUCAAGCUCAUAUCUGCCCGUGGUCUUAAUGUCACAUCCGUAUGCUCACGACCUUAUGUCGUCGUUCAAUUCGAGCAGAACGAGUUUGUAAGUCGCGAUCCCACAGACGAAAUGGACAAAGAGGUCAAGGGAACAGCGACCGCUCUCUCUCGCGCAUCUUCCUCUAUUGCUCUCUCAGCUCUCUCAUCCAUCGGCGUUCCUCGUCCACCAGGAAAGGCUAGUACCGGAAAUUCCCCCUCUUCAUCUCUGUCAUGUAAUCAACCUUCUCCCAUCAACCUUCCUUCCACCACUCAGGGCCUGUUUGGUCGCUUAUCCGCACACAAUCCCGUGUGGAAACACGAGGUGUCAUUCGACGUUACGUCCGAAGAAUCCCUCGUCUCAUUUAACCUAUAUGACCGCGUAGCGGACCAUUUCUUUCUCGGCACUGUACAAAUCAAGCCAGUCCUCAUCCAUGAUCAUACUGUUGACCAAUGGUACAAACUCCGGCCGUUCGAGAACGAAGUAAUAAGCGGGGAAAUGCGGGUACAAAUCACUUUCGAGCAAUACAAGACCAAACGCGCGCUUACACCACGCGAUUUCGAGUUCCUGAAGUUGAUCGGACGCGGCACCUUUGGCAAGGUCUUCCAAGUCCGGAAACGCGAUACAAAGCGAAUAUAUGCUAUGAAGGUUCUCUCAAAGAAAGAAAUCGUUGCGAAGAAGGAGGUUGCUCACACGAUCGGAGAGCGAAAAAUCCUACAACGUUCACUAGAAUCACCAUUCCUCGUUGGCCUCAAAUUCAGUUUUCAGACCGAUACAGAUUUGUACCUGAUAACAGACUUCAAGAGCGGUGGCGAGCUGUUCUGGCACCUCCAGAAAGAGACACGUUUCUCCGAAGAACGGGCCCGAUUUUAUAUCGCAGAGCUAGUUUUGGCCCUGGAGCAUCUACAUAGAUACAACAUCGUUUAUCGGGAUCUUAAACCCGAAAAUAUCCUUCUUGAUGCCACCGGCCAUGUCGCGCUCUGCGAUUUUGGGUUAUCAAAGGCGGAUCUACGGUCCGACGAACUCACCACGACGUUCUGUGGCACAACCGAGUACCUCGCCCCUGAAGUACUUUUGGACGAGCAUGGAUACAGCAAACUCGUCGACUUUUGGUCGCUGGGCGUACUCCUCUUCGAGAUGUGUUGCGGUUGGAGUCCAUUCUAUGCCGAAGACACACAGCAAAUGUACAAGAAUAUUUGUUUUGGGAAGAUUCGGUUCCCGAGAAACGUUAUCAGCGAAGACGGCAAAAUGUUUGUGAAGGGGCUUUUAAACCGAAAUCCCAAACAUCGCUUAGGUGCGCAGCGCGAUACCGCAGAACUGAAAGAACAUCCGUUCUUCUCGUGUAUAGAUUGGAAAGCUCUCCUUCUGAAGCAGGUGACGCCGCCGUUCAAACCUGUCGUGGAGUCGGAUGAGUCGACUGCGAACUUCGAUCCAGAGUUUACCACUGCUGAUAUCAAAGAGGUCGGCGGUGGUCUCGACGGGCAUGGGAGUCCGGAUGAAGAAGAUCCUAGCGAAGACUGGACACAAACGCAGGGCGGCUUGCCAGGGUCGCACAUGCCGAACGGACCACUGGGUAGUGACCGUAUAAACCAGAACGGUCCGGCAGGCCUUCCCUCUCCCUUACCUAACGUGAAUGGCGCGGGACGUGCUAUCCAGAUUGGAUCGCGGAAGAAGCAAGAUAUUGCAGGGUCGCCGCUGACGAACAGCGUACAAGAGAAUUUCCGCGGGUUCACGUACUCUGGAGGCGAAAGUGUGGUGUUACAGGGCAUAAUGGGCGGAGAUCCGGCUGACGAUGAGGAGGAGGCAGUGUCCGAUGAAGAGGUCCCAGAGGUGACUACAGAAGAUGAGUUCGAAGACAGGGAGAGAUUCGCGGGACGAUACUCGAACCGAAGAAGA